AUGAAUGGGGGUUCGGGAGCCAUGUCGCCUGUCUCUGUCGAUGGUAGCGAAUGGUCGGGACUAAAUCAGUAUGGAAAGUCGGACUCACCAUUCUCACCAACAUUCCCAUCAUCGCGAGCCAACCUAGCCACACCUCCGACCUCCGGCUCCCCGAGCGCACCCCUAAGUCCCAGUGGGCCACCUCCUUCGCUGUCACCCUCCAACCGGAGCGGCAACCCAUCCCCACCCAGUUCGGUCGCUGCAAGAUCUAGUUCCGGAACACUAGGAGAAGGACCGCGCGAUGGAAGACGGUACCGUCAGAUGGAGGAGAUCCUGGGCCAGCACUAUGUGAUCCUGAAAAGAUUCCUGAAUGGCACAGCCCGCGACGACCGUGGCAAGUCGAAUAAAGCCCGGGACAAACUACUGCGGCUAUCGCCAACCCAGUUCCACGAACUUUCCACCGAUGUUUACGACGAAUUGAUCCGGCGGCAGCAGGCCUCGCCGCCUCCCGGACGGCCACCUCGUCCAGACGUGCCUCCUUACCUCCCCGCUCGCAACGACUUCCACGAAAAGCGAAACCAUGCCCGCCAAAAGCUUGCUGCGCUCCACCACGUGCGUUUCCGAGAUCUGGCGACCGAUGUCUUCUGUGAGCUGGAGCGUCGCUUCCCACAUUUCACCAGCCGAGAAUACCGCGCCCGGCCGCCUCCCAAUAUGGGCCCUCCCAGCGCUCGUACCUCGCAGUCUUCUCGGGGACCCCCUUCGCGUAUGGGACGAGGGUACCCGUCUGGCGGUCCCCCAGGCAGUCCGUUCCCUCCGCGUACUGGCUCUCUUGGAGGCCCACCGAGUAUGAAUGGCGAUGGGCCGUUUCCUCGUUCUUUCCAGAGCAAUACGAUGGUUCCGAAUAAAAGUACGAUGGUUGAGGAUAGCGAUGAUAUGGGACCAGAGGAUGAGGAUGAUGCUCGGAGCGAUGCGUUCGCUCUAGAUGCUGUUUUGAGCCGACGGGGUACUACAACGACCUUGGGUGACAGUGAGCGGAGACUGUUACUGGAGAGCCAGACACAAGUAUCGGUUCUCCAAGACAAGAUUGAAAAGUUGGAAGAAUUGGUCCGCUCCAAGGAUGAGGAGUUGGCCCAGUCAUCACAAGAUGCAGAUUCCUCCGGGAUCAGUCAUAACGAGCGCCAGGAGUGGGACGACUUACGACACGACCUUGAGAGCAAGGUAUCAAAAGCCGAGGAUCUCAACAGCUCGCUUCAGCUAGAGCUUGAGCGGGUUAGAACCGAGCACGAGACUAUGGAACGGGAUCUUCGCAGCCAGCUCAAUGACUCUUCCCGGGGUGUUGAUGAUGCGGGUCUACAAGCGCGCUAUGUUGAUCUAGAGACUCAGCACCAGAACUUACAAGCAGAGUUGCAGCAGCAGAAACAAGUGACUGAUGAGGUCCGCCGCGAGGCAUCGACUUUCCUCAUGGAAAUGAAGACCCUUUCAGCCGAGAGUCACUCCAAUUGGGAGCGCGAAGAGCAGCUCUCGAACGAGGUCCACAGACUCGAGGCAGAUGCCAACGAAUGGAAAAACCGCUACGCCAAGGUCAAGGCGCAGCUGCGUCAUCUUCGCACGUCAUCCGGUGGUUUCGCCGACUCGCGGCCCGACGCAAGUCUUGUUGCCAAAGAGCAUGAGUUGAUGCAAGCCGACGGACUGGUCAAGGAUAUCCACGUUACUAAGUUCCAGGUGUCCGUGGAUGAGCUCCUGCGAGUUGCGCGUUUCGAGGACUCGCAUGUGGUGCUCCAACAGAUCAAGAUGGUCAUUGUAACAGUCCGCCAUAUUCUCCAGGACGUGGAAUAUUCCCCGAUCCCGGUGGAUGGGUCGGCUGCUCUACGCGUAAAGGUCAAGGGCCAGGUGUCUACGACAGCAAACAACAUGAUCACCGCCACUCGCAACUUUGCGAACUCUAGUGGUCUGUCUCCGGUGUCACUCCUUGAUGCAGCGGCCUCCCAUCUUUGCACAGCUAUUGUUGACCUCAUACGGGUGGUGAAGAUCCAGGCAUCGCCUGUAGAUGAGCUGGAGGAUGAAGAUUAUGAGGCGGAUGUAUCUCAGGAGCAAUUCCCUGACUAUUUUGAUACAUCUGCCAGUCAAAAGCGGAUGAGCAAUAACUCUAUCUACAGUGCUAUGAGUCGUCCGGAUGACUCUCAGUACCCUGCGCAGAAUGGUGUGACCAAUGACCUCAACCAUGGCUGGGGGCAUGUACAGGAAGAUCACGAGGUGUUGGAACUUAAGCUCUAUGUCGAGGACCAGACGGAUGGCAUGGUACAACAAAUUCAGGCUUUGGUGGCCAGUAUCCGAGCCGAGGACAAUCUGCAUACUGUCCAGACGCAUGUCUCUGCCAUUUCAAACGUUGUUGUGAAUGUGAUUUCCGCUACAGAGCACCUGAUACGCGAACGCAGCGGAGACAUCUCUUUGCGGCAGACGUCUGAACCGGUUAUCGCGGCAUUGGACCAGUGCCGUGGCCGGUUGGCGGCCACUGCUGGUGAGGGUGAAGACGCCACCACCCCCGAGCAACUCCGUGAGCUCACGAACAAACUGCCUCCCAUUGCAUUUGAGAUUGCGCGGCAGACCAAAGACCUUGUUCAGCGCCUCGAGGACACAUCGGUAGUUGCUGACGAGGAAGAUGACUUCCGGUGA
Penicillium samsonianum is the source of this 2652-nucleotide messenger RNA. RefSeq names its product putative cell polarity protein. Gene Ontology annotation, molecular function: MAP kinase scaffold activity. The coding region runs from base 1 to 2652 and encodes 883 amino acids. The transcript is spliced from 2 exons. The record is from RefSeq and is a predicted model, not a curated record. NCBI's taxonomy places the organism in Eukaryota, Fungi, Ascomycota, Eurotiomycetes, Eurotiales, Aspergillaceae. Gene Ontology annotation, cellular component: cell cortex of growing cell tip; actomyosin contractile ring.